UCUGUGAUGAAAUAAAUAUCUUCGUCGUCGCCGAUCAAACGCCGAUCAUCUUAAACAAAGUAGGGUUUGAUAAUAAGGAUCAAGAGUGUCAAAUCUCAGUAAUUCUGAUCCUAGGUCUUCCGUUUUCUUCAAUUCCUCGAAUAAUAAUUAUAUGAGCUUACCGAUUGUGAAAGAUGUAUAGCAAUUUCAAGGAGCAAGCAAUCGAGUACGUGAAGCAGGCUGUACACGAAGAUAAUGAAGGAAACUAUGCGAAGGCGUUUCCGCUCUAUAUGAAUGCAUUGGAGUACUUCAAGACACACUUGAAGUAUGAGAAAAACCCUAAGAUCAAGGAGGCAAUCACGCAAAAGUUCACCGAGUAUCUGCGUCGAGCGGAGGAGAUCAGGUCCGUGCUCGACGAAGGUGGAUCAGGUCCUGCUUCCAACGGAGAUGCUGCCUUGGCUACUCGUACAAAGGCCAAACCUAAGGAUGGGGGAGAAGCCGGGGAGGGGGAGGAUACUGAGAAGGCGAAGCUUAGGUCUGGAUUGAACUCUGCUAUAAUUAGGGAGAAACCGAAUGUGAAGUGGAAUGAUGUUGCUGGGCUUGAAAGCGCAAAACAGGCAUUGCAGGAGGCAGUUAUUCUUCCUGUGAAGUUUCCUCAAUUUUUUGUUGGUAAGAGACGGCCGUGGAAAGCAUUCCUUUUAUAUGGUCCACCUGGAACAGGGAAGUCUUACUUAGCUAAAGCUGUUGCAACUGAAGCUGAUUCUACCUUUUUCAGCAUUUCCUCUUCAGACCUCGUUUCAAAGUGGAUGGGUGAAAGUGAAAAACUAGUUUCAAACCUUUUCCAAAUGGCUCGUGAAAGUGCUCCUUCCAUCAUCUUUGUUGAUGAAAUUGAUUCCCUAUGUGGUCAACGUGGAGAAGGGAAUGAGAGUGAAGCUUCUAGACGUAUCAAAACUGAGCUUCUUGUGCAGAUGCAGGGUGUAGGACAUAAUGAUGAUAAAGUUCUUGUUCUUGCAGCAACCAAUACUCCAUAUGCUUUGGAUCAGGCCAUCCGUCGACGAUUUGACAAGCGUAUAUACAUUCCUCUACCAGAUUUGAAGGCACGGCAGCACAUGUUCAAAGUUCAUCUGGGAGAUACUCCUCAUAACUUGACUGAAAGCGAUUAUGAGAACUUGGCUCGCAAAUCCGAAGGAUAUUCUGGCUCAGAUAUUUCUGUCUGUGUGAAAGACGUGCUAUUUGAGCCUGUACGUAAAACCCAAGAUGCGAUGUAUUUCAUAAAGACUCCUGAAGAUCUCUGGAUGCCUUGUGGGCCAAAACAACGGGGUUCUAUUCAAACAACCAUGCAGGAUCUGGCUGCAAAAGGGCUCGCUUCAAAGAUCAAUCCGCCGCCCAUCUCUAGAACAGAUUUUGACAAGGUGUUGGCCAGACAAAGGCCAACUGUGAGCAAAAAGGACCUUGAAGUGCAUGAAAAAUUCACAAAGGAGUUUGGAGAAGACGGUUGAUGAAAUUUUUAUAUAGGCAUCAGAGAAUGAACUGAAGAUGUAAAUUAAACCUAUCUAUCCACAUUUAUAAUUAUUAUUAAGAUUAUUAUUAUUAUAUAGCUUUCUUGAAUUUUGAGGAGGCUUGGUGAUAAUACAAUGUUUAUUUUGUAUGGGGUGUUGAUUUUUUUUUUUUUGUAUAUUUGAUUCCCUGAGAUACACUGAUACUCAUUGAUUACUAAUUGCAAUGAAUGAAGUUGUAAGAUAUUUUUUUUUUCCAGUUGGA
This is a messenger RNA of Impatiens glandulifera, 1740 nucleotides long. Its product is annotated as protein SUPPRESSOR OF K(+) TRANSPORT GROWTH DEFECT 1. The transcript is spliced from 8 exons. Gene Ontology annotation, molecular function: ATP hydrolysis activity; ATP binding. Bases 174 to 1478 code for a protein of 434 amino acids. Lineage: Eukaryota; Viridiplantae; Streptophyta; Magnoliopsida; Ericales; Balsaminaceae. The record is from RefSeq and is a predicted model, not a curated record. Gene Ontology annotation, biological process: vacuole organization; endosomal transport.